This is a messenger RNA of Blepharisma stoltei, 417 nucleotides long. NCBI's taxonomy places the organism in Eukaryota, Ciliophora, Heterotrichea, Heterotrichida, Blepharismidae. The record is from the annotation of a GenBank genome assembly.
AUGUCGCCUAAGGCAGUAGUUGCGAAUGGAUGCACUAGAUGCACAAUUCCUGGCACAUUUACUAAUUUUUUAAAACAAUUUAGAGAAAAUGUCGGCUCGUAUGCUUCGGCUCCACAGUCUACAUGGACAAGGUCAAUUUUAAAGCCAUCAAGAAAAUGGGUGUCUUCUGCAGUCUUAAAGGCAUAUUUAGCACCGUCUUUGGCUGCAGUGAAAGGACUGUCAGGAACUCCAAGAGGAUUUGUGGCUCCAUCUCCAAUUCACAGGGAGACAUUUGUAUAUGGGGAAUUGGGAAUAAGGGUGGAAUUUCCUGGAAAUAUUGGAUUGCUAGCAAAUGCUAAGGAGCCUUGAGAAAUGCUACCAAUAUUGACUUUUUGGGAAUUUUGGAUAUUUAUUACAGUAAAAUUUCCAGGUAAAUAA